CCUCCCCCCGCCGCCGGUUGGACGUGAGGGCCGUCCGUCACGGCGGGUCGUCCAAUGAAUGCGGGAAUCGGGUCGUCCAAUGAGUGAGGGAAUCGGGCGGAAUUGGGGGAAGUGGGGGUGGGGUUAAGGAUCAGUUUCCGGUCUGCGCGGCGGAAGUGGCGGCUGCCUGGGGUAAGCGCGCCUCUUGAGCGGCGGUGGUGGUUCCGGGCUCGGUUUUGAGGUCCGGUCGACGGCCGUUCUGAAGCAGGGGCCGAUUGAAGGCCUCGUCCCUCCUCAUUUCGGGCCUGGUUCCCCCCGCUUCGUGUUUUGGGCCCACCCCCCCUUUACCAGCCAUGGGGCGCCGCAAGUCCAAGCGGAAGCCGCCCCCCAAGAAGAAAGUGACGGGCACGCUGGAGACUCAGUUCACCUGUCCGUUCUGCAACCACGAGAAAUCCUGCGACGUGAAGAUGGACCGUGCCCGCAAUACGGGCGUUAUCUCGUGCACCGUUUGCCUGGAGGAGUUCCAGACGCCCAUCACUUAUCUGUCGGAGCCUGUGGAUGUCUACAGCGAUUGGAUCGAUGCCUGUGAAGCUGCCAACCAGUAGCAGCAGGGCCUCCCCGUGUUAUUUGGAGGGGGGGCCGACUACACAACUGCCUCACCCCCCCCACCCCAAGCGUGUGUUUUUUAUUAUCAUCACACUUCACUUUUUCUCCAUUUUAUCUCUCUGUGUUGGGUGGGAGGGGGGCAGCAGCUCGAAGGCUGUGUCUGUGUAAGGGAUGGACCCCUCCCUCCACCCAUGGGUUGGGUUCUGGUGCAGCCUUUUGCUUGGCUGAGCCCCAGGGGCAGCCACAAAUAAAUGCCUGCAUGGGGCAGCACUA
Messenger RNA from Phasianus colchicus (ring-necked pheasant), 858 nucleotides. NCBI's taxonomy places the organism in Eukaryota, Metazoa, Chordata, Aves, Galliformes, Phasianidae. The record is from RefSeq and is a predicted model, not a curated record.